AUGGCAACACCGCCGGUGGCAGAAGCCGCAGCGACGACGGCAUCUUUGACCGCGUGUGCGUCAUGUCACCGCCUUUGCGAGGUUCUCGACGAGGUUGCGCGGAAGGACAGUGCGCUGCAGCAGUUCCGCGCCCUGUUUGAAAAGAUGAGCAGAGACUACGAGGUGGAGCAGCGUAAUGCAGCGCAGGCAAAGUUGGAGCUCGCGGCACUCACGACACGUCACGAAACGCAACAGCAGGAACUAAUCGCCGUCAAGGCCAAGAGUGCCAUGCAGGAGUCGAGGAUCAAAGAAGAAGACGAUGCAUGGGAGCGCCGCACGCGGCAGCUGCGUCAAGAGCUGGCCGCGGCAGUUGACGAACGCGACGCUCUUGCCGGUGAGCGGGAGGUGCAGUGGCAACAGAUACGAGCUCUACGCUCACGGCUGGAGGGGCAGCAGCGGCAGCUCACGGUAAUGGAGGAUGCGUGGAAGUGCCGUUUGGAGGAAACACGAAGGGAAGCGGAGGAGAAGGUUCGGACCGGGAUGCGGGAAAGGGAAGAACUGCUGCGAUUACGUGAAGUGGAACUGCAACGAAGCACCUCGCAGCUUGAGGGUCGUCUUGCCGACAUGGCUGCCGAAGUAAGGCGUCAGCAUGAUGCAAGUGAGGCUCUUAUGCUGCGGAUAGAAGACUUGCAGCGUUCUCUGAGACGACAGGAAGCGAUGACGCAGCGAGCUCAGGAUGCGCUCAGUGUGGAGCAGAAGGAAAAGGCACAGCUUGGGGAGUACAUGGCCCUGGAGCGGCAGACAUACCGCCAGCGACAGGAGCAAACCGAGACGAGUUACAAGGCGCAGCUGCAAGAAAUAGAACGAGUUUGUGACCAGCAUGUACGUGAGCGAGAAAGACUAGAAAGUGAGAUUGCCCUCUGCCAGCGGGAAUCGCAAAAGGAGGCCAAGCGUACACGUGAAGUGUGGAUGCAGGAGAAACAGCAGCUUGAGGCAACUAUUGAGUCUCUGCGUGGGGAGCUGAUACGCGAGCAUAUGCGCUUCGACAAAGCACAUGAGUCACACCAGCGAGUGGAGGCACUCCUUGUACGUGCCCGACGGGAGUUGGAGGCAUCGCAGCACCAGGAGGUGGUACUUCAGGAGACGAUCGCAUCACUGCAGAAGGCGGCGGCCAAGCGGGAUGCAACGCAUUUGCGAUUGGAGGGGGAGAUCACACGACUGAGUGCUUCCGUCGCGGAGAGGGAGCGUGAGGCGGAGCGGUGGAGGUCUGCGAUGGAUCGAAUGGAGUGGCAAAGUCGGCUGGAGACGGCACGCGACGCGAGGGAACGUGAACGCAUGCAUCCGGAGGCAUUACCGCCCCCGCCAUUGCUGCCGUUGUCUACAUCCUCAGCCCCACGACGCGACACGACACGUCGCUCCGCGUGGGUUACACCGAACAAACGGUGGGAGCAGGCGGAAAGCAUAGAGCACACGCCUUUGACGGGCAGCCCUUCUAUGAAAGGCGCCGAAAACCCGCCCCGUGGGGGCGAGGACAGGGAUGCCGAUAUGCUCCGUUCCAUCGUGCAGGAAGUGUUGCAGGAGUGCAUGACACGCACGGAACCAUCUUCUUCUUUAACGCAUGCUUCCGAUUCAGCUGCUCUUCAUCCUGCCGCUGUGGCAACUGGUGAUCGCCAUUUGCGAACACCGCGGCGCCGUAAAACUUCUUCUCGUGCCCGGCGACAUGCGAAAAACGGUGACUCCCAUCUUGGCGAGGACUCGCUUCGAAACGGUAUGCCUUGUGCAUCGCCCAUAACUCGUUCCACACCGCCUCGGGACGUCCCCACGACCAAAAUACGUGCCUCAAUGGCUUUGGCACCGACGAGGAUAUCUGCUCCCGCGCCUUCUAUGGCAACCUCGACAAAUUCUUCAAUUUUGCAAGCCGCAGCUCCACUCUUUACAUCUACUUCAAACAACUCGUACCUUGAUUCCUCGACCGUCUCGCAGCCACAGCGGAAUUUACCCUUGAGAGAUUGCGAUCACGGAGACGUCGCUUCACACUUUUCGGUUGGUUCCCCUCUGGCGGUGCCCGUUGAGCGGCGUAGCGCCGACGCUGACAAAGCCGCAGCAACAGCGGCUCUGAUACAAAAGUACACUCUUGAGCGGGAGGAAAAUGAGCAGCGGAUGCGUCAAACCCUGCGAGAUCUUGAACAACGCCAGCAGCAGCUUCUUUAUUCUGUCGAAAGCGGCGCGGACGCCACGAACAAUACUGACGCCCCACCGACGCGAAAGGAGGGAAGGAACGGCGACGGUGUAAAGGUGCACGACAUUAGCCACGCUUCAUCCGCUGCGGCCUCUUCAUCUUCUUUGGCCACCGGUCACAUCUCAUCGCACUCGUCAUCGGCGCGGGCGUCCACCGCGGCACCCGCACCGCCGUCUCGACUGCUGCUGCUGCAAGAGAGGUUUGCGACAAUGCCUAUUAUUCAAUGA
Messenger RNA from Trypanosoma cruzi, 2445 nucleotides. RefSeq lists its product as uncharacterized. The transcript has a single exon. Lineage: Eukaryota; Euglenozoa; Kinetoplastea; Trypanosomatida; Trypanosomatidae. The record is from RefSeq and is a predicted model, not a curated record. The coding region runs from base 1 to 2445 and encodes 814 amino acids.